Molecule: messenger RNA, 1669 nt
Organism: Aspergillus melleus
Lineage: Eukaryota; Fungi; Ascomycota; Eurotiomycetes; Eurotiales; Aspergillaceae
Exons: 2
Coding region: 320-1669 (449 amino acids)
Biological process (GO): lipid catabolic process
Molecular function (GO): triacylglycerol lipase activity
Source: RefSeq, a predicted model, not a curated record
CAUUGCACAUGCGCAGCGCAGCCCUAGCUAGGGGUUGCCAUUUUGAGCUACUACAACUGACCUUACGAUAUCUAUGUCGCAAUAGAGACACAAUAACCUUCAAUAAAACCCCUAUUCCCUAGAUAUCCGCCAAGCAGAAGAUAUACCCGGAGAUCUAGAGCUCCCCGACGCCAAAACCUUAGACAUUCUAAGCACAUUCCAGGGGCAAGGCAUCCUUCAAGAACAGGAAUGCACUCCUGCAAUAAAUACAAACACCCCUCCUCCCAACAUUCACAGUGGGCCAUGUCGCAUCUGAGCCCUGGUGCUCACACACUGCACCAUGUGGACGCUCCUCAUACUCGCAUUCAUCGCGGGCCACAUAUCACUCGCAAUCUGUCAACACGCUAUUCCUCCAUCGCAAGAUGCCUGGUAUGAUCAGCCAAUCGACAUCGACAGCUACGCGCCGGGUCAGAUAAUUCGCACCCGUCAAGUCUCUAACAGGCUUCAAUCGCUACUGACUCUUCCCGUGGACGUCUCGGUCGAGUCCGUCCAUCAGUAUAUGUAUCGGACGACAGAUAGUUUGGACAAUGCAGUCGCCGCGGUGACUACUCUCAUGGUGCCGUAUGAUUCGCAUCCCACAAAACUACUCGCCUAUCAAACCGCCUACGACACCUCCAACGCGGAUUGCAGUCCGUCUUAUACACUCCGGUACCGAUCUUGGCUGGACGGAACAACCUCGUUAAUCAACAGCACUGCCCCAAGUGACAUGCCACUCCUAGCCGCAGCCCUCAAUCAAGGCUGGUGGGUCCUCACAACCGACUACGAAGGCCUCGACGGCCACUACGUCGCGGGUAUCGAAUCCGGCCGCAGCACACUCGACUCCGUCCGCGUCGCCCUCACCGAAGGCCAAAAGAUCGGCCUCUCGCCCGAUGUCCGCUACGCGAUGGCCGGAUACUCAGGGGGCGCACUGGCCUGCGGAUGGGCCGCCGAGUUGCAGCCCUCAUACGCGCCGGAGCUCGAGUUUGCGGGCGCCGCGCUAGGCGGGACGAUUGCGAACGUGAGUUCCGCGCUCCGACUCAUCCACGAGAGUCCGUUCGUGGGGCUUGCGUUUCAGGGCAUCCAUGGGUUAGGGAAGGCGUAUCCGAACUUGACGGAGUGGUUGGAUGAGAACUUGCGGCCUGAGAAGAGGGAAGAGUUUUAUCAUAUUGCGAGGGCGUGUACGGUUAAGGAGACGGCGGAGAGGGCGGGGAGCCAGGAUAUCUUUUCGUUUUUUGAGGGUGGCGGGGACGCGAUUGAGGAGGAUGUGCUGGCGUCGGUGCUCAGGUGGGCUGGAACGAUGGGGGUAAGGGGGACGCCGAGGAUGCCGAUGUUGGUGUAUAAGGCUGUCAAGGAUGAGAUUAGUGCGGGCGAGGAUACGGACGAGUUGAUUGAUAAGUAUUGUGAGGAUGGAGCGACAAUUGAGUAUCAUCGGGAUCUGGUGGGGGGACAUAUCACGGAGGCGAUUACGGGGUCGGCGAGCGCGUUGAAUUGGAUAUCGGAGAGGUUGGAUGGGAAGAGGGUGAGGCAUGAGGGAUCGUGUGUAAAGCGGAAUGUGGUUCUCACGGACCUGGAUAGAGGCACGAUUGCUUAUUUCGGGAAGGAGGUAUUUAGUUUGUUGAAAACGGUUCUGGGUGGGAUGUUGGGGAAGUAG